AUGUCAACUUCGAUCGCAUCAAAACGAUUGCCUGUGUAUUUUAUAAGUCAUGGAGCUCCAACCUUGAUAAUCGACACCCACGACAAGACACACAAAUUCUUGAAGCAACUAGGUGCAAAAAUUCGUAAGCAAUUCAAACCUACCGCAGUGGUUAUCGUCUCAGGUCAUUGGGAAUCUACGGAUGUAAUUCGAGUUGGCAGUUUUAGCGGUGAGACGUCAUUAAUUUAUGAUUUCCAUGGAUUUCACGAGACUCUAUAUCAGCAAGAAUAUCACAGUAAAGGAUCCCCGGAGUUGGCUUCGAAAAUUGUUGAUUUGUUAAAGAAGGCUAAAAUGGAAGCAAUCGAAGAUGAAACACGAGGAUUUGAUCAUGGUGUUUGGAUUCCUCUUAAACUCAUUUUUCCAGAACCAGGCGAUGUACCCAUAGUUCAAGUAUCAUUGAAACGUGAUGCUUCUUUUGAAUUUCAUACAAAAGUUGGUAAGGCUCUUGAAUCUCUAAGGGAUGAAGGCAUUCUUCUAAUUGGCUCUGGCUCAUUGGUUCAUAACCUCCGCGAUUCUUUUUCCGAUUUUCAUUCAUCUAAUUUUACACCGAAACAAUACGCUACAACUUUCGAUAAAGACGUCACCGACAUUAUAAAAAAUUCUCGUGGGAAGGAACUCGAAAAUAAAUUGAUCGACUUGAAGAACCACCGGCUCUUGAAAAAAGCACAUCCGACCACCGACCAUUUGGUGCCGUUACAUGUGGCUGCUGGUGCCGCGGGUGAAGAUAAAGGAGAAAAACUUUAUCAUGAUAUUUACAGCGGACUUAGCUCAAGUGCUUUUUGCUGGGGGACAUGUGAAUAA
Messenger RNA from Ambispora gerdemannii, 840 nucleotides. Lineage: Eukaryota; Fungi; Glomeromycota; Glomeromycetes; Archaeosporales; Ambisporaceae. The record is from the annotation of a GenBank genome assembly.